AUGUUUUUGUCUCUGGCCCUGGAUGGCACCGAUUGUGAUGAUGACGUUAUUUUUGUUGUUGUCGUCGUCGUUGUCGUUGGUGAUGCUGAUGAUGCUGGUGGUGGUGGUGGUGGUGGUGUCGGCGGCGGCGGCGGCGGCGGCGGCGGCGGCGGCGGCGGCGGUGAUGGUGGUGGUGGUGGUGGUGGUGGUGGUGGUGGUGGUGGUGGUGAUGCUCGGCAGAAUGAAGGCACAAAAAGCCCGAAACAGUUUUAUAUCAAUCUGCCCAAAUCUCUUCCGAGUUUAUUUCAGGCGCACACUCUUUGUCAUCAAAUACGUUGGAUUAUCAUUGCAUACUAUGGGAGUAAAUCAGUGGCCAAAGGCCUCACUAACUUGCUCGCGAACAAGAUGUUCUACCUCGGUGGAUCUUUUAUAUGUUCUGCUAGAUUGAUUUCUACGUACAUUAAGUAUAUCAUGUUUAAAGAAAAAACAUGUGCGCACUGGAUCCAUGUGAUGGGAACUCGCAAUAUAAAACUAAGUAGAAUAAAACUACCAGAUAAAGCAGAUCCAACCACGGAGCUACAAAAAUGAAAUCAGGGAAGAAUUUGGCUGGUGCUCUUUCGCGCUAAUUCUUAACUUGUUAAGUUAUUCACAAUUCGCUAACCACUGUGGCCAGAAACGAAAAUCGCAGAUGGUCCUCGGAUGAGGUUUAGUCAGUACGGCGGCAGUUACAUAAGAUCGGAACUCCACCGUGCCUCCCAUUGUUCAGUCUUUGUCAGUGUCAGCCGGGUAGUUAUGCUUAAAUGAAUACGUUAUGGGUCAUGGAAACUUCUAUAUUUGGCAGUAAAAUGACUAGAAGGUGACGCCCUGUCAGAAUGUAGAGACUGGGAUGGUAGCCACUUGAAAAGCGUACGGCUGGACAAACAGUGCAUAAAUAAAUCUGCGACAGCAACCACUCCUGUCCACUUGCCCUUGUCUGCCCACUUUUGUCGCUGAUUGAUCGUUCUGUUUUAAGACUGGUUAGUAGUCGUCUGUCGGUUGCACUUAGCCCAAGUAGGUGACAACCUGUCUGCUAUUGGAAACUACCGGGCUAGGCGUGGGCCUGUUCCUGUGUGACUUACAUCAAGAAACUACGCAUUGGGUGUGGUGUGAGGCCAAAAUAGCGACCACUCUUUGAAAAAACCAUAUGUAUCAAUGCUGAUGUAAGGGCCUUUCUCUCGCCUUCUGCCCCGAAGCCAGAAAAACGAAUUUAGCACUUUGUGAACUCAAAUACCGGCUCUCCAAGUAUAUUAAGACUCACUGCAUUCAGGGCACAUUUGGUGAAUAAAUGUGCACCAGUAGAGUACGAUUAGGACAGGCAGUAGCGGGAAAAGUCAUAAUCCUCUGCUUAACUGAAUACCCGCAACCUUCGUGAGUUUUGUUUUUAUCAUGACGAACAGGACACGUCUUUGUAAGCAAGAAAUGUUGGCGUCCAAACAGGACUGAGUUGACCGUUUUGAAAUGUCCAUACGCAGUUACUUCUUUCAUAGUACAGCGUGCUGACUGGUCAGUCAUCUUUGACUAUACUAGGUCUUGAAAUUAAAGGCCAAGGAAACCAGUAUUCAGAAAAAAACAGGGAUCAAAGACUAUUAUAACACCAGUUAUCUAUGCCGCGGAGCGAGUAUUUCUCCCAUUUUCAAAAGAUCCAGAAAUAGUAUAGUACUUGCUAAUAGAAUAAGCUGUGCUGAUCAGUUGUUCUACAGUUGUCUUACGCCUUAACCAUUUGGUCCCGUUGUUUUUGAAGUACAUCUCGCAUUGCCGUGAAUAUUAUUUUGCUUGAACAAGGCGAGGGCGGAAAAACAUGCUGACUGCAAUGGCGCCAUAAAUUAAAGCGCUUCUCCUCGUGCUUAGAAAAUGAUGGUUCGUUGAGAAAAAGGGUCUCGGGAAGUCGGGUAGAAUAGAUGCAAAAACAGUAGGCAAAGCUAAUCAAACCACAACAAAAAAACAAAAAGCCGCCUGAAACUAUUUUACUGGUCAAAUAGACAUGACUUUAACACAGGCACGUAGGUUUCGUGACUCUGUUUUUAAAUCUAUUGUGUUUUCGUGAAACAUUUAUACCCAUGUAACCUUGCACAAUUUGCUUGAGGAUCUACAAUUUUUUUUAAAAAAAGGGCUGACGUUUUGAAUUUCAAACGCAAAUUUAUGAUUUAGGGUGGAAUUGGCUACGAACCCCUAUGCGAAUAACUGUUAGGGAUGAAAAACUCCCAGCGAUGAGCUUUAUGGAAUAGAAUAGAGUAGACAGGCGGACAGAAUCAGCGCACCGGUAUGCGAACCGGAAUGAGUUUCUUUCGUUACUGUUAAUCAGGUAUCUGUGUUACGUACCCAGGUGAGGGUGAUAGAUAUCGACUUCUGCAAAUGAAGGCCUUUUUCCUUUUUAGUCCCUGUGAUGGACACCGUUGUUAUCCGGAGCCCCAUUCUGCUGAUCACCACUGAAGAGCGAUAGCAGGCAAAGAAGAUCGCAAACGAACAUGAGGAGGUCAAUUUCAAGUCUGUUAACCUGGGCUUAUAUGCUUGCAAAAAGAAGCACGGAAGAUUCGACCGUCGUUGCCGACGAUGUCUAUCAUGUGCUCCACAGCAAGAUGAGGGCAGGGACGGUGACUUGUGAGUGUAGACUUGCACAGCACCUGCCGCACUCUCUCCCCAUCACCCACCUGGACCCGCUGUCAAGACAUAGUCAAGAAGGCCGGAGGCGGGAGAGAGCGCAGGUGGAUGGCACGGUCGAGCCCACACCUUGGCGUUCCACUCCACACCCCUGGUCCACACAGCAACUGACCAGGUUUUUGACCAACAAAAACAAUGGGGGGCGGCAGGGGUCCCAGUGUACACGACGUCUACCGUCAGGCGUGUCUGCCACCGCACCCGGCAAUGCUGGCAUUUUUUAUGGUGCGCAAUCCGAUAACGUCUGUCAGAAUCCGGUAUGGCUCCCGUGCUGGUCCAGCGCAUCUACCACAUGGCCGGUUUGGGGGCACAAGUACGAAAGAUACUAAUUCAGAAACGAACGCUUUGGUGAGAAAUCGGAUUCAACACGCUAAUUACACGAUUACGGGUCUGUAAUGGCGCAAUCAUAUGAAGUUUAGAGCGCUGCCAUCCAGUCCGCCGCCAUUUGAUAUCAACACUGUCUUUGUCUCCUGUUCACACUCAUCAGAAGUUGCACGCGCUCACCGUGGGUCCCCGAUCGUCCUGGGGAGAGUCGUCGCUGGCUCUCAUGGCUGUUUCGACUGGACUCUAGUUGGAAAUAAAGUUACAGACUAGGGACCUGGCUGCAAGAACCUCACCAGAGCCACUGGCCUCUUAGCUGGCAGCCGGCCAAGCUCCGACCAACUCCCACCAUCGUCCCUUUUGCACUCUGACUCAGAGGAGACAGUCCUCGGAGUUCCCGUUUUCUCACUUAUGGACUCGUUCAUGAUGCGUGGGUGCCUGGCCAGUGCAGGUUAAGUCGGAGUACAGGGUUGACGUCGUCGGAUGCGAUGUUCGAAAUGUCAAGUCGGCCAGGAACGCAAACAGAGUUCACGCGCUGGUAUCAGGCACGAAGAGUAUAGAUGGGGCAUUUUCAUUUUUUCUACGUCGUAGUGUGUUUUGGUGUUUGAAUACCCAUUUUCUAAAGAAAUACUGAAGUUAUGCUGGGUUUCGCAAGACGAGUAUUCCUACAUGCACUAGUCUUUAUCGAAAUACUAAAAUUCCCAUGAUGGAGAUUAACGACCCUUUUGAGCAGAAUAGAUUGCGCAAAAACGUCCGUUACGCAUUAUUCUAAUUCAGUGGAAAACUUGCAUGUUAGCGCGGAGGGACUGCAAAAUCUUUUCCUGAACUCAAGUCUCUCAAAUGUUAGUCGGUGCGCCAUAAGGUUUAGAGUCAGUCAAGGCAUAUAUACACUCUGAAAUAUCAAUUGUCAGUCUUUUAAGUUAAAAUAUUAUUGUUAGGAUAUCGUUUUUGCCCACAACAAUGUCAGAAGGGGGUAGAAGGGCAGGUGGAAGAUUAUUGAGGAAGAGGGCUAUUGUCGGCGGGGUCGAGAGUGGAGGUAGGCCAAUGAGAUGGAGUUGCCUUUAGGAACACAACACCCUUAUCUAAUUCUGCCUCUAAUGAUGAAUUCGAGUGUGAAUCCGAAACGUCGGGUCAAUAAAACUGUUCUUCCAGUUAUCGUGUCUUCCUUUUCCCACCACCUACCCGUCUGAAUUCCACAAUGAUAUACUUUUUAUCUAUGAGUAGCAACGCGAUUAAAUUUUAUCUGUCACUGAUAAGCCUGUUAUACUCGAGUCGAUCAGUAUUGCUCUGAAAUCUAAAAAUUAUUCCGUCGUGUUAACUACCCGCCAACAAUGUUCGCAUAAUACAAAGCCCGAAUUGUUAGUUUAUAAGCCACAUUAAAUGUUGGUAUGUACUUGUUUUCGAUAAAUUCUCAUCGGGUCAGUGCAUAUAACAGGGUAAGUUAAUUAAAAACAUACGUGUGGUUAUUGAGAGACCAGUUAAUGCUCAUCUUUCCACACAAAUGGGAGUUGGGGAAUAUGGGGGAAUAAUGAGAGACAGUGUGUAUCAGUCUAGUCAGGUGAUAAGGAUGAGAGUGAAUGGGGAGAGGGCUAGGAAAAACCGCCAGAGUAGAAGGGAAGAAGGGCACGGGGAGUCGCAUGCAGGAAGCCCACCUUUGAUCACGGUAAAUCAGGAACUUGCACGAAAUUUUCCUGUAUCCACAGGGCCCACUUGCACAACCUGAUUGCAGCCGCUUCUGCCUUUGCUAGCAGACACUGCUUCAGUGACUUAGGACAGUCCGGGAAGGACUUAAAAAUCGCACGAAAGGAUUCGUUGGUGUCCACAUAAUGCCCCCAAUAAACAAAUCGGCGUGUGAGUGCCGCUGUUAUGCUUCUUAUUUUGCUUUUUCUCUGUCAUGACGGGAGAUGUUUUCGUGUCCUUUCGAAUAGGUUGCGACUCGUGUGAGCUGCAUAACCUGCUCCAUAAAAGCAAGUGAACAUUGAGGUGGUCUAACCUAGCAGCCUAUCCUUACUUUUUCCGUGUAAAAGGCGGUUGAUCGAGAAUGAUAUCCGAACUCUUGGGGCUGGGAGGGUUCGUUAAAGAGCUUAGUCAAGGCGUCUGCUCAGAAGUCCAAUCGCCGCGUCCCCCUUCGUGCCUGUGGUAAUCACCGCAUGAUUCCCUUCGGUAUUUUGGCAAAACCCCCUCGACGCUCUUCUCGGUCGACCUUUAAGCGUGACAGCCCGCGAAAUAGGUCAAAAAAAUUAAAAAAGUGGGUUUUGUUCUUCUUACGUUCCGGAUUCAUACCGGCAUCCAUUAUCAGAGAUCGAAUGAGAUAAGGAUAUUGUUCUCCUACAAAAAGUUCGCUCCAACGAUCGUGUCCCUUUCUUUCCGACCGUUUUCUGGGAGCUAGCCUCGCGCUCCUAAAGGCAAAACCGGAUGUGACCCUACGAUAUCUUCUGCAGAAUACGUUUUUCAGGCCUGAAGAUGGUCUUACUGCAGUUUUAGGCUCCUAGCAUGUGCGGAUAACUUUUUCUCCCUUAGGUCAUUUUUCUUUCCCCGUAUGGCUAAUGUCUGGUUCGUUCGCUGCUUACCAAAGGUAAGCAACUUUGGAAGAUGCGAGAUGAUAAUGAUGAUAAAUUCCAUUCAGGACCCGUGGGGGUCCGUUCAUAGCAAGUAAGAGUAACUUUUACAUGAAUUUUAGAAUUUUAGAACAGGUAAGCAGAAUCUAUACAAUAGUUACUUAAUAUUUAUUGGAUAAGUAGUAUGUUACGAAAACUGGUGAGGGAGCAGUUAAAAAAACUCCUAACAUAUAAACAAAACGAGUAUGAGUAGAUUAACACUAUAGGAGAAAAAACUGUCUCUCCUGAAUUUAUAAAAAGCAAGCAGGACUGGUCUGUAUGUGGCAGCGUAUAGCGGAUUUCAUGAAGGGGUAAGUAGGCGAGUCAGGCAGGACUGGCCUGUAUGUGGUACUGAGUAAAAGGUUCGAAACAGGCAUCAUCAAGGCAGAAUUCAUAUGCCGGAUGAGACCAUUCAUGUCAAAGUGGCGAGUAGAAGGCCAGUCUCGAGGCGAUAGGAACCCAGAUGCGAUCGGUUACAGCCAGCUUCGAGUCCAGCCGAGGAGGGGGCAAGGGAAAUUCGACCAGACUACGAGUAUAUUGCGAAUACAGAAGGCUUCGGGAAGAGCGUCGAUGAAUCGAAUUCUGUGAGGGCACGAUGCAGGAACUGAAAAGUCGAAAAAAAUUAACAUUUCUGGUUAGGGAUCGUAGGAAACGAUACAACUCACAAAGGAAGGAAAUGUGAGCAGAUACGGAAAGUAAAUGGCGGCGUCCUAAAUUCCCCGUGGCUCUUUCUCAAUGUCAUAGCGAAAGUUGUCCGGGAAGGAUGAGGAAAAUAAAAGUUUAAUCGAGCCAGUAUUCAGAUAAUGGCGUAGCCUUCUCUUUAAGGUGUGCAGAUUAUCUGAUGAUCCUAUAGCUAUUAGAAGGUUAUUCCAGAGGAAAUUAUAUCUGGAAGCGAAAAAAAGAGGGCGUUCAGAGGUGGAGGAAGCCGAAGAAGGUAUAAUCAAGGAAGAGUUGCGAAGAUUAUAUGGGCGACUACUAGGGGUAAGGCCUGAAAUCCGAUGAAGAUGUGAACUAUUAUAAAUGCGAAAGAGGAAACAGAAGCCUGCUUCUAGUCUUCGAAACCAUACAAAAUUUGGGUUAGUUAGCUGACAUCUAUCUGAGUAGGAGAUAGUUUGACGUUUAAUAUCUAAAAGUUUUUUAGAAAAACGUCUUUGAAAAUUUUCAAUUUUUUAAGAACUAGCCUCGUUCAUCAAACCAAAGAUUGGGCAACAAUACUCGAGAAUGGGAAGUAGAAUCAUAUGAUACAGUCUUGAUUUAAUUUCGAGAAAAUGGAAAUUGUAAGAAAUAAAGCCACAAAUCUGGGCAGCUUUGGCUGUAAUUCUGUCAGCCAGUGUAGCUUAAACCUAAAUCCUUGAUGAUGGUACAUUCAGUCAUAGGUGUGCCUUGAAAGACCACUGGAUGGGGUAACCUAUCAGGUCCAAAACACGUGUAGCGACAUUUAGACGGACAGAAUUCCAUUAGGCAUUUUGAGCUCCAAGCUGAGAGAGCAACAAGUCAGCAUGGAUUUGCUGCAGGCAAUGAAGGCUCGUAGAUUUAUUGAAAGAAUAUACACAUUUGAAAUCAUCGGCAUAAAUAAAUGAUUGAUAGGUGAGACUGGCCACAUCGAUCUCUUUGUACCUCCAAUGACUGAAGGCAUUUAUAGCUGCGUUAGCACCAAGAGAUUAAUUUCUAUGAUUUGAAUAAAAUCAUCAUCUACAAAAUUUUGCGUAGUUGUAAAGGACAAAGUGGUGUUAAAUAUUACGUGUCGGCAGGAGACCGCAUUGACUAGCCUAUAUGUCGAACGUCUAUCCAAAUUCCAGUUCACAGUCGCUCAACAAAAACUCCAUCCUAGUGACCCAGAAGAUAGGGUCAAGCUCAUUUGCAAAAACACACUUCACCCGUCAGCACGCCGUUCCAGCAGACACAACAGCAGCCACUUGAACUUCGCCCGUUUUCUCAAGCGUGGCGACGAUGAGUGGCAGCCCUGGCUAGUGAACUCAUCAGCCCACUACGCCGCGUCUCCAUCGUCGAUGGAAAACGUCCCCAUGCAUAGUUCAUCUUGUCAAAACCUUUAUGGCCCUCAGGACACGUUAUAAUUUGUUUAAGAAGAGUUUUUCUCCUUAAACGGGUGAUAUUUUGUCUCGGCAAACUUGAAGGAAGCCGGCUUGGAAAUAAGGCGUUAUUAGUAUUGAAAUUAUAGGCAAUAUUGGCCUCAAACACCAUGGAAAGCCAAUAAGGCGAACUUAUAUCGUCAAUUUUUAAACACCUUGCUGUGCUCACACGACAAGACACAUACUUUUAAGCACAAAUAAGAUUAUCUCCUCCGUAGAGGCAGCUGCAUCCAGUCCGUGACCGAUCUUAUGGAAUGUUGAUCGAAAUUGGCAAAAGCGUAUUCGAUAAGGGGCUGUAAUACUAAUUAGCUUGCGGCAUAAUGCCGUAUUAUUUCAGACACAGUAGGAUGUUGACUUCUAAAUGCACUUCGUUUCAGCCGCCUGAAAUGACUGCAGUAGACAAAAAGUGACUACUUAUGUAGUAGGCAUUUUUAUUGACUUUCGAUACCCAUAUCAAUGCAAACACAGUUUGUAGAAAUCAUGUGUACGAAUAUUCCUUCUUGUAACCAUUUGGUAACAAAUCAAGUCUUUUUCAAAUCUUAUAUUCGAAGAAACCGUAUCUUGCAGUUUUAAGAAGGUUUUUCAAUUUCAGAAUAAUUUUGAUCUCAAUCUGCGUUGUAUCUGUGUUUGGAGCUUUCAGUCUACUAGCCGUAUAUUUUCCGUGCGAUCAAAAACAUUUCUUUCUCUUCAUUUAAGUAGAUGUCAAAUAGGCUUCAUGAAAUCCUCCAGGAUAUGUGGCCUAUGUUGUACACUCCAUGAGGAGCAUUACUAAACAGACAGAUGAAAUUCUAUUUGAAUGGAUAUCACACAACCUUAAGAAUCUCAUAAUUAAAAACUUCCCUUUUAAAACCGAAAUAUGUCCGUUCUUCGAGUAUAAAAUUUGAAGAUGUGAUUUGUUACCAAAUGGGUAAAAGAAGGAAUAUUCUUACACAUUACUUUAAUAAACCGUCUUUGAAUUUAUAAGGUCAUCGAAAGUCAAUAAAAAUGGCUACUACACAAGUAGUAAUUUUUCGUCGACUGCAUUUAAAAGCCGACAUCCUAGUGUGCCUGAAAUAAUACGACAUAAUGCCGCAAGCUAAUCUGUAUUACAGCCCUUCCUAAUCGAAUACGCAUUUGCCAAUUUCAGUCAACAUUUCAUGCGAUCGGUCACUUGAACUUGCCGUCGAACAGUAUUACCGACAAAAGACAGGGAGGAAUGUACUGGCCUUUUGUGGCUUAUUGGCCGUCAUCAGUCAUCAAACCCAGUCGGGGAAGACCUGAAACUGCAGCCCCGAUCUGUUGUUCAGUUAAUCACUCAGGCACAUGGGCCCACGUUCUGUCGGUUGUGAUCAGAAAUACUCAACAUCACGUGGAAGUCAAUAGAAGCAAAGGGACCAGUCCCAGGAGGCUGUCGUGAAGAAGGAGACACGAUCGCUGGGAUGAGAGCCUUAUUCGCCGGACGUUUCGGAUUCUUGCUCGAACCCACCAUCAGAGACAAAAUCAAAUAGGGAUGGUUCAUGCACAAAGGGCUGCAGUAUUUAAAGGACGCACUCGCCAUGCUACCGCAUACCUAUGAAUAUUUACGGCUCCUUCCUUUCAUCAGCGUUCGUUGCACUUGGUAUGAUGACUGCUUCAUGGCGGACAUUCGCGCCGUUAAUUGCUGUAAUGUCAUCACGUGCGCUGGAUGUUGGUGUGAUGAUGGCUCGACCAUCUGAUCCACUGACCCUGGCGUUGGGUGAAGUGUUCAAGUGCGCGCUCCCCGCGUGGCUAAUUACUCCGCCUAGGCGAAGUCUCAGCACGCAGAAUGGAGGGGGAAGGUCGUUGCACUCGUUGAUGGGCUGGAGGCCAGUGAACCAUGACUCAAGCAGCUCACGGCUGAAGCGGUUGCCACCUCUAGUGAGAAUUUCGGCUACGUGAAUUGCAAUGUGUGACCGGAUCUCGUCGAAUGGACUGCAACUAGAGAGCUGGCGUCAUUUCUCCGCACCGCUGCGGCGUGUUCGGUCAUUCGCGUUCGGGGCUGUCUUCCGGUUUCUCCGACGUAGUUGUUUUGUCCGCAGCUGCACCAGGUCCGAUAAACGAUUCCAGACGUUUCUUGCCGUGGCAGCGAGUCUUUCGGUUUCAUUAUCUUCCAUAUUCGCGGCUGAGACUUCGCCAAGGAGGCUGUGUGCACGAUGGGUUAUUGUUUAAUAAGUACUGCCAUUCAGAGGAAUAAAUGUCAGUGCAUACAUGGAUACUGCAGUGCUAAUGUACGAAGCCAGCUGACCGUCGUUCAAUGAACUAUUGAUGUCAACAAUCUUCACGAGGUCAGCGGGUUUUCGUUGCUCUGGGCACAUCCUCCAAGCAAAAAAUGCACCCGGUUCAGAGAGGAAGCUUGCUUCAAGGGCCCAAAAACGAAACACAAUAUUCAAAUGCUGCUUGCACUGUCUGGUGACGGAAUUUUCGACAACGUGUAACCAAAAAGGGUCAGAUUUGCUCAUGGCGCGGCUGCUAGGGCGACCAUAAUGACUAAAGGUGAGAUGGCAGGGCAAGAUCCUGGGCACGGAAAUCUUGCAGUGAACUGAGAUCCUCAGCAUCCGCGCCGGGCUGAGGCAAAUUUAACUGUAAUGGAACGUCAUGAUGAUGGACGACAAGCGAUUGCCCGUGCGACUCUCCUAUGGAGUCGUCGCUGCGGGUGCUCGCCGAAAGGAGCGACAACAGCGAUGUUACAAGGCCGCUUUAAAAAGCUCUUUUAAGCGUCUACAAAUGAGUUCGGAGACCUGAGAGUACUUCUCCCAGGACCGACCGACCUGGAGAAGUGCAGUGAACACUGAAACAACAAUAUACGAAGCCAACCGGAUCGCUACUACCAAAGAUAAGGGGCGACUCACAAGUCGCAUGCGCCGUGAUCUCUUGACCUAACACCAUGCUACUCACAAAGCAUCCUCGCUGUCAACGAAAACUACAUACAUGGAUCGGUCCCGUCAGACACCUAGGGACUCGAAGCAAUAACCGCACUACAAAUGCAUCUCCUGUCUCCGCAAAUUCCUCCGCCGUCACCGCUGCCACAAUCCCCACGACGGCGACGAUUGCGACCACCAUCACCAUCGGCGCGCAUUCCCCCGCUUCCCCCCCGUCCCUCACUCCAUCAUGGCUGCCACAUUCUCCGCAGCGACGACCACCAUUUCCCCCACUCUCACCACCGGUUAGGACACUGUCGACGCCCCAUCAAGCAGCACCCUAACGCUCACCACUACCGCCACCUCUAUCGGAAUGCAGACUCGAUCCCAACAUGUCCCUUUUCGAUCACACAUUCACAUCACGCGAAAUUCAGUGCAACAUUGAAACGCUAAACACACCUGCCACGCCGGACAAAUAAUCCAUCUCCAGCACGGCCAACUCUCCAUCCACCUGCGCGACCAUCGUUUACAGCAUCAUCACUGCGAUCAAUUCUGCAGCUUCAACCUAUCCUGCCCACACUGCCUCAACACACGCACAUCACGCAUCGGCCGGGUCGGUCGCUGGCGAAUCCAUCGCACAGAGACUGGCGAACCAGUGCUUGGAACACCAACAUACACCAAACGUCAUCGCCUCAAUUUCCAGAACCUCCCUCAAACAUUCAGCCGUAACACUGAUAUAUUUGGUUUCACGUACAUUCAUAAAAACCUGUGGUUAAUCAUCGCGAAAAGGAUCACGUCACCGCACGUUUACCCACCAAUACAUGCACCACACACGGACACCUCCUAAACCCUAAACCACCGGCACCUUUCACGAAAUUGGAAAGUGUGAUCCUCGGUUCCUUUCUUCAUGUGGCUCCUCUGCUGCAUGAGAGAACUGACUGGUCUCAGCCUUCGUGUGUGCAUCCCUGGUGGGUGCGUACUGGGGCCCAAGUCAUGCAUGUAGUACGCGCAAACGAGCUGUUCUCAGUCAUGCCAACCACCUCUCACGAUCUCAGCAUCAGAUAACUGAUCUACUCGAACAGUGGACUGGUGCCUGGGAGAGAGAAAAGGGAAUUGGGUUAAUUAUGAAGGAAUGCGUCCCCACGGCUCUCAUCACAUAUUACUCACUAGAAACAAUCUGACGCACUGUUAGACCACCACGAUGCGCAAAAAGCCGUGAUAUGGAAGGCGGCUAAAUGACGUGAUAACUUGGCCCUUUCAGGACCGACAGUCAGGGUACAAUGUUUUCUUCUUAAGGCAAUCGGUUAUAUGAAAAUUUGGUUGGUUACCCAUCGACAUCGCCCCUGACAUCCAUUUCAAGAGGGUGGAUAGAAAUAGAGGAAUGCCAGUAAAAUAGGGAUAAAGUCGCACUAUUUACAGUUAGCACAAACAACUGAUUGGAACCAAUCGCGUGAAUUAUAAUGCAUCUGGCUCGCACGCAUCACUUUUUGAGCGAGACAGAGCGCGUAAGUCAGUCAUCUGGCGCAAUGCCGGGCUGUGCUAAGUUCAGGCUCAGAAAAGCAGCUGUUGGCAUUAGUGUAUCAAUAAAUCGAUCAGCUUCGUUUGCGGACGGCAUGGGGAUGCGUUUAGCUGGCUCGCGCUGUUGAGCCAGCGCGUGAGUCGAGUGAACGUGGGGUGGCGCUUCCGGCGGGAAUCCUGUGGGCAUUUGCGGUGCUGUGCUCACCACACCAGGCAAGCACCAUCAUUUUUCAAACGGCUUUUAUUAGGUAUGACAGGCGACUCAAGAGAGGUCGACAUAUUUGAGUGGCAAAGAGACAGUUCCUGAGACAGUGGAGAAACUUGCCUAAACUCUGGAUGGAAAUUCAAUAAAGUUUCGCUGCCAAGGCAACACAUUUUAACUAAGGCAUAUAGACUCGGUGGCAAUCUAGUCACACCUUAAGAUGAUCGUAAGCGGAUGUUUGAAGGGCGCUCACCAGGUGUUGCACAUUUCAGGGCGGGGUAUGACUGACUGACGACGUCCAUGAGCCAGAAAUGGCCAUUCCAGUCUCCCUUGUCUUUGUUUCUUAAUGUUAUUCUUCUAUAUCGUAAGCGGAUGCCAACGAUUUCAGGUUGUCGCAACAAAUGAAUUAGUCAAGAGUAAAACGAAUUCUUUGCGAUCUCUUCUCCAAAGUCAUAUAGCUUGGAUAGGUUUGAAUGCGUCAUUAAGUGAGGAUUUGAAUUGCGCUAUUUGCUCUCGAGUACAAUUUCGUCGUAAAUUCGUCAUUAAUAGGCGCUUUAACGAGAACGCUAUGGAAAGGAAGUCACCACUGUCCAACGUCAUUCGUAAAUUUGCAGGGUACUCGUUUCAGCGGUAACAAUCGGGAGAUGGCACUCAAAAAAUCCGUUACCUAAAAAUAAUACCCUUAACAGUGGAUUCAAACGCCUGCAGGCUAUAUUAGCGGUUGCAGGCCGACUUUCACGCACUACUUGGACUUUCCCCGACGGCCUCACAUGGACUGGCCGAACGAACAUCACAGGAGGUUACAUGGACAAUGGUCACUGUUACCCAACCUUCCCCAUCGUUACACACGUACACCUGAAUAUACGACAUACAUUCGCAUUAUGGCAGUUUAUUACAAGACAAAAUUACUUUUAAAAAGGGUAAGUCUGCACAACAUGGGACAGGAACAGUUCUCAGGCAUCUGUCAAAGACAUGGCAUUGAGGCCAAACCAAAGGCGAUACUCUACUUCGUCUCUUUGGGCCCACACAACUCGACCACAUACUGGGCCUCCCUCGUGGAUUUUCCUUUUCAGUCUACCCCAGUAUGCCUCAAUGGCAUUGGUGUGCCGUUCGGUGGUAGGGUCCUUGAAUUUCGUUGAGUGGUUAACAGAGAAAUGCAGAUACACUUAUGAGGGAAGACGAUUAUACGCCUUCUACUCGUCCGUUACCACUAUACUGCCUUUGGCGACCUAUUUUGUAUUAGCGGAACAGAGAGUGGACCAACAUCGAUCAGUCACCUGUUCAAAUAAUGCUUUCCGUCGGCUUGUAUCGUACAUCCCGAUCAGCCACCAUUAAUAAAACCCCUAUUAUCACCUGUCCCGUAAGACAGGCUGCUUUGGUUAGGCGAAUUUUUUGGGGUGCCAUCUCCCGCUUGUUACCGUUUCAGCCUGAAACUUUCAGCAUGACAGUGGACUCAUCUUUUUGGUUUGUAGGAACGAAAGGUGGCCUUCUCGGACCUUUGGAGAUAGCUUGUGCAAGUAGAUCGACAACGUAGCGGUUGACGGGGGUACGUUUGACUUGCUUGCACGUUCCGCUAGCGGAUUCGAGGAAUUUGUUGGAACAACUUAUGUAGUCUACCCAGCCAGACUGGUAAACAUAUGGGUGCUUGCUGGAGUAAGCAAAACAUAGGUCAAAAUCUUUAGAUAUGCUUGCGAAAAAGCUUGCCUACACGUUGAUUGGCUUGACACAAAAACCUAAAUUAAACAACAGAUGGCGGUGUAGUCAGUACACACUGGACAUCUUUCCAGCCUUUACACUUGAAGGCGUAGUUCGGUGGUUAUGCCUUUACCUAAAGAUGACUACUACACACAAUCUAACCAUGUCCCAGAAUUUAGGGCGGCAAGUUGAGCAGAUGGUUGCCAUCAAGGAAAGUGUUGAAAAUGGGCCGAAGCGGCUGUGCAGUUGUGCACGCAUGUCCACAUACGCGUGUUAUUCGUUAUGAUGGUCGUUAUGUGCCAUCUGAUGAACUUUUGUCGUCAGCUUUUGGCAAGUCGAUUAGUUAAACGACUUGGCCGUAGGACACAUGAUUCUAUCCCUGGGUAAUCGGAGAUUUCGGUUAAAUUCGAACUUACUGAGAUAUCGAUUGGGCUGGCUGUUGUCGCCACGCAGGGCAAUACCAUUAGGACUGGUUCGAUGUUUACGGCACCGCCAUCAGCAACCUGCUCGCUGAGAUUAACCGUCUGCACAAAGCCUACGUCGGUCGCCCCACCGACGACAACGAAGCUGCUUUCUGCCGUAGUUGUCGCCUCGUUCAACAGAGGCUACGCGAGAUGCAGGACGCCUGGGCGGCUCGCAUGGCUGAGGAGAUCCAAGGUCACGCAGAUCGCUACGAAUGAAAGAAUUUCUUCUCCGUGACCAGGCUGUCUACGGUUCGCCAACCGAAGCAGCUGUUCCUCUUCUCGGCGCCGACGGAAGUACCCUCCUCGCCGAGAAGACAAAUUCUCCAGCGACGGGCCGAGCACUUUAGAAGUGUCCUCAACCGCCCCUCCACAAUCUCCGACGCUUCCAUCGCCCGUCUGCCCCACGUGGAGAUCAACACCACCCUCUCUCCGCGGAGCCAUCAUGACUGUGCGGCAGCUCUCCAGUCGAAAAGCGCCCCGAUCGGACGUGAUUCCUGCCCAGAUCUACAAGCACGGUGGUCCCCAACUCAUGGAUCAUCUGACGCGCUCUUCCAGAAGGCGUGGCGUCAAGGAGGAGUUUCCAGGAUUUAAAGGACGCCACAAUCGUACAUCUCUACAAGCAGAAAGUUAACCUUCAACACUGCGACAACCAUCGGGACAUUUCACUGCUGACCAUCAUCGGAAAGAUCUUCGCUCGUAUUCUUCUUAACCGCCUGAACAACCAUCUGGAAAAGGGUCUCCUGCCAGAAAGCCAGCGCGGCUUUCGCCGUCAUCGUGGGACCACCGAUAUGAUCUUUGCCACCCAUCAACUGCAGACGAAGUGUCAGGAGAUGCGGACCCGCCUCUACUCUACCUUCGUUAAUCUGACGAAGGCCUUCGGCACGGUGAAUUGCAAAGGACUGUGA
Messenger RNA from Spirometra erinaceieuropaei, 15320 nucleotides. The record is from the annotation of a GenBank genome assembly. NCBI's taxonomy places the organism in Eukaryota, Metazoa, Platyhelminthes, Cestoda, Diphyllobothriidea, Diphyllobothriidae.